UUCCGAUCCUGACCACAAAGGAGAAGGAGAUUUUCGAGAGUCUGACCAUGAUUUUCAAGGAAGACGAGAUGAACAACAACAUCUUCGCAACAAGUCGUGACCUAAGUAAAAGUUCCGUAUCUGUUCUGCUGGACGAUGAACACGAUUUUCAUUCUUUCACGGAGCUGCCAGACGGGGGCACGAAUGUUUUGCAAAAUCCCUUCCGAACAACAGAAGGGACUACUAUGAAACAAGAAUCGGAAGUGGUAGUGCCGGACGCAGCAGGGACCGCAGAAGCAUCAAAGCGGGGAAAAAUAAAUCACGAGCAGGACAAAAUCAAUAUCCCAACUGCUGCAACGACAGAAAAUGAAAAUCUGAACGAAGGCAGCUCUCUCUGUGUAGUACCAACGAAGAUCAACUUCUGGACUAACCAGCGAGCGCUGGAAGCAUUUCUGAAAGAGCUUUCCUUCCGCCGAACGCAAGCGGUGGACCAGAUGCGGACGAGAGCUAGUCAGAACGUGCAAACCACCGGAGACCGGAAAGUAGGAAUUGAGAAGGUCAGCUUGUGGGACAUUGGUAAAAACCGAGGCAUAUGCUGUGCAAAAGUAUUGUACUCGUAAUGCAAUCAUGCGUCACAAAUCUUUUUCUUAAGGUCAAUCAGCAUUACAAAUUUUAUUUCUCAUGCUGAGGAAAUUUGUAAUGCAUUUAUACGAGUACGAUACUUCGGCAAUCCAUAAGGCAAUCGUGAUGAGGACUUCUUGAUGCAACACAUCAAACAGGAAAUGUCGCGGAAUCCAAAUUCCAAUUGGGGAGCGGUCGUGAUCCCGGAUUUGAGCGAGUUGUGGCGAAACAAGUACCCCGGGCUGCUAAUGGUGGGAAGAAGUGCUGACCACACGACAGAGACUCGAGGUGGUGAAAACAAUCCCUUCGCGGACCACGUCGAAAGUUCUACCUCUUUGUCAUUCGAAGAAACAGCGUCUACCCUUUUGGAACUGCAGCAAAUUGGUUCUUCCACAACUGGCGCCAUCAACCUCUUCGGCGGUGAUUUUUCAACAUCUUCCUUGCUCAACAAGCCGGAUUUGACGCAACUAGAUUUUCAAAUCCGCAAAUUGAUCGGGGAAUACGGACAUUUGAUCGAAAACCGACACGAGCACGUCACGGACGAACAAAUCUUUGCCGCACUAAAUCGCUGGUGGGACGAGGAUUACGUCGAUGUUAAUAGCACAAUAAAAACUACAUCUACUUCUUCAGAAAAGGGUAAAAAGGAUGUUGACCACGACAUCGAAAGUGAAAAUGUCGAAACUAUUGACCGGGAACGCCAGUACUCGCAAAGAGGAUACGACUGUCUGCAGAUGCUGAAGGCGCACGAGGACUUGUGGGUGUACUUGUCAUAUGCAUUGCAAAAGUACUAUCGUGGUGCUACGUAAGAAUUGAAUGACAAAUUUCCUCAGCAUUAGAAAUGAAAUUUGGGAUGCGGAUGUAGCUUGACACAACAAUUUGUAAUGCAAAAAUGCCAUUGCCAUUAGUAAACGAGUGCGAUACUUUUGCAAUGCAUAUUUCAAAAGCGGAGAAAUUGUGGAAUAAAGUUCAGGAAUUAAACAUUCUGAAAAGGGAAAUCACGAUUAUGCCCGAGUUUCCGAAAGAAAUGAGGGAUGACUACGUGGAGGAAGAGAGCCAAGAUUUUUGUUUUGAGGAACAGGAAGACGGGGGAGGUGUAAUUCUUGGCGACAGUAUUCUUGCAAGCACUUCCAGCAGCAUCGCAGGCGAUACUAGCAUGAUCACCGGUGAAGAGCUAAAUACAACAGGCCAGCAGGCCGAAGCGCACCAGGCCAGAGCGACAACCGACACAACCAUGACCACAGAUAGUACUAAACCCGUUCGAGAUAAUGAUAAGAUCAAACUUUUCCCGCAACCGAACUCCAAGUACUCCCACUCCCAACGACUCCGGCAGAACCGCAGGGCCGCGAACAAUAUGCAUUCAGCAAAAGCAUCGUAAUCGUACUUCUAAUUGCAGAUAUGCAUGACGAACCUCCUUCCUAUAGUUGAAACAGCAUCACAAAUCACAUUUGGCACGCUAGGGAGCUACAACUACUUUGUAUUGCAGUUACUACACCUACUAGUUGUGCGAUACUAACUUUUGCAAUUCAUAAACAAACGCCCCGACGCGUACGAGUCCUUUGAAUUGAAGGAGAAGCUCUACUACCCCAUGCUCUGGGCAGCGCGCUGGAAAGACGCGGAAGUUACAGCGACGAAGAAAUUUAAAAGAGAUUUCAAACAAAUCGAAGACUGUUUACUCCCGAGAAGGGACGGAUUCGGCAACUGGACCAUUUUCGGCCGGUCGCCGUUUUUUGAAAACACAACUAACACGGUUGACGAAAGUGCUGAAGGAUUUAAAGACCUAACGGAACAGCAACGCGCAAACCCGCCGAUGAGCCACUGGUCGAGACAAUUUCCGGUGUGGGUACCCUGUGCAAAAGUAUCGUACUCGUAGUAAUUGCAGUCAUGCACUGCAAGUCUUUUUAUUAAGGUAAAUCCGCAUUACAAAUUCCAUAUCUAAUGCUGAGAAAAUUUGUAAUGCGAUUCCAUUAUUACUAGUACGAUGCUUUUGCAUUUCAUAGUGGGACGCUUUGCACAACUUUUCUUUCGAGCUGAACAAGUGGUGCUUCGUCCGGGGUGUGCAUGUCUCCGAUAACAUCAUGGAAUUAACGAAAUCUCUGUUGUGGUAUGAGAGUGCACAAUUCCCCCUCUCCCUCAUUUGUAUAGCAUGGACAGCAAUAUAAACACUAGCACACGUGGAGCCUACGCAUGACAAAUUUGCGCACCCAAUGCAGUAUUGUUUGGGCUUCCGGAUGAAUUUCUCAUGCAAACAGUGCCACAAAACAGCGACUAGAUAUGGGAUUUUGCAUGGCAAAUGAGGGUGACGGGGAGUUGUGCACUUUCACAUGCGGCUGGGCGGGAAGAAGACAAGGGACGCCUUUCAACAGAUUCGGGAUGAGAGAAAGAAAGUUUUAACCUUAACGGGAGGGAGGAAGAAAAAAUAAAAAUGAAAAUCAUCUGAUGCGGUUCCUCUCAUGCCAAAGAGGACAGCUGGUUUCUAUAUACUUUUUUGGUGGAGAGAAAGAAUAUACAAAAGUUAAAGUUGUCAGUGCAAAAAAAAUCCGAUUUAUUUGCUCUAUCUUGUACUCUACGACGCAACGGUUUGAUUUUGAAUUUUGAUGUAAGUGUACAAAACGCAUCGUUUGAAACAAUGGCGCAACUACAAUGGUUCCCUCUAACUACCGAGAGAGUUAGUUGACUAU
Messenger RNA from Amoebophrya sp. A120, 3278 nucleotides. The record is from the annotation of a GenBank genome assembly. NCBI's taxonomy places the organism in Eukaryota, Dinophyceae, Syndiniales, Amoebophryaceae.